Pistacia vera is the source of this 3616-nucleotide messenger RNA. RefSeq names its product disease resistance-like protein DSC1. The record is from RefSeq and is a predicted model, not a curated record. Gene Ontology annotation, molecular function: ADP binding; protein binding. The transcript is spliced from 5 exons. NCBI's taxonomy places the organism in Eukaryota, Viridiplantae, Streptophyta, Magnoliopsida, Sapindales, Anacardiaceae. Bases 1 to 3459 code for a protein of 1152 amino acids. Gene Ontology annotation, biological process: defense response; signal transduction.
AUGAAUUCUUCUUCUUCUACAGGUGUUCCUGACAUGAACUAUCAUGUUUUUCUUAGUUUUAGAGGUGAGGAUACUCGUGAAAGUUUUACUAGUCAUCUCUACGGAGCAUUGUGUUCGAAAAAGGUCACAACUUACAUCGACAACCAGCUUAUAAGAGGAGAAGAAAUCUCCCUUUCACUUUUCAAAGCAAUCGAAGAAUCAAAGAUUUCGGUUAUAAUUUUCUCAAAAGGCUAUGCAGCUUCCAAAUGGUGCCUUCAAGAACUUGUAAAGAUCCUUGAAUGCAAGAAAGUGUAUGGUCAAAUUGUAAUACCCGUUUUCUAUAACGUAGAUCCUUCACAUGUAAGGAAUCAAACUGGAAAUUUUGGAGAUGCAUUUGCUGAGCUUGUCGAGCGGUUUAAGGAGAGCUUAGAGAUGGUACAACAAUGGAAGAUUGCUUUGAGGGAAGCAGCCAACUUAUCUGGCUGGGAUUCAAAUGUUAUUCGGCAUGAAUCUCUUCUUAUAGAGAAAAUCGUCCAAGACAUUUUGAAGAGGCUGAAUGAUAUGUCUCCUGAUGAUAAUAAUGAUUUGGUUGGGGUAAAAUCAAGCAUUGAGAAAAUCGAAUCAUUGUUAUGCAUUGGAUUAAAUGAAGUUCGUGUUAUAGGAAUUUGGGGCAUUGGCGGUAUAGGUAAAACAACAAUUGCUGCUGCCAUAUUCAAUAAAAUCUCAUGUCAUUUUGAAAGUUCAUACUUUGCUGAAAAUGUUAGGGAAGAGUUGGAGAAUCCUAAUGGACUAUCUCACUUGCGGCAAGAACUUCUUUCAACUAUAUUAGAGGAUAAGAAUAUAUGCAUUGGUACUCCUAAUAUAGGUAAUAAUUUUAUAAAAUCUAGGCUUCGUGCUAAGAAAGUUUUGAUUGUUUUUGAUGAUGUGAUGUGCUCAGAGCAAAUUUCAGGAUUAAUCGGAGAUCUUAAAUGCUUGAAUUUAGGAAGUCGAGUCAUCAUAACUACUAGGGAUAAGCAAGUGCUUCAGAAUUGCGGAGUGAAUCAAAUACAUAAAGUUUCGGGAUUAUCUAAUGAUGAUGCUCUAAAGCUUUUUUGUCGAUAUGCCUUUAGACAAAACCAUCCCUUGGUAGGUUAUACAAAACUAUCAAAUAGGGUAGUAACAUAUGCUAAAGGUGUUCCGUUGGCUCUUAGGGUUCUAGGUUCCCUUCUACUUGGUAGAGGGAAAAUAGAUUGGGAAAGUGCAGUGGUUAAAAUGGAAAACAUUCCUCAUAAGAAUAUCCAAAAGGUUCUAAAAAUAAGUUACAAUGGACUAGAUGAUGAAGAGAAGAAUAUAUUUUUGGAUAUUGCAUGUUUCUUUAAAGGGUGGGAUAGCUGCCUUGUAAAAGAAAUCUUGGACGCCAGUGGUUUUUCUGCACAAAUUGGAAUGAGGGUUCUCAUUGAUAAGUCUCUCAUAAAUAUAUCAAAAUACAUGAUUACAAUGCAUGACCUCCUUCAAGAAAUGGGUAGAGAAAUCGUUCGACAGGAAUCUGUUAAUGAUCCUGGUAAAUGUAGUCGAUUGUGGAAUCAUAAAGAUAUCUACCAUGUCUUGACAAAAAAUACGGGAACAAAAGCAAUUCAGGGUAUAUGCUUGGACAUGUCUAAAAUAAAUAAUAUGCACUUAAAGAGUCGUGUCUUCACAAAGAUGCAUAACCUGAGAUUCUUGAAACUAUACAACUCCAAUUACCAAGAGAGAAAUAUUAAGGUGCAUAAUUUCCAAGGUCUUGGCUCUAUUUUCACUGAGCUAAGGUAUCUCUAUUGGGAUGGAUAUGCAAUGAAAUCAUUGCCAUCAAAUUUUUAUCGAGAGAAUCUUGUUGCACUUGACAUGCCUCGCAGCAAUGUUCAACAACUAUGGAAUGGUGUUCAGCAUCUUGCUAAGUUGAAACAUUUCAACCUUAGUUACUCAAAGAACUUAAAGAAGCUCCCAAAUCUCUCUAAAGCCCCCGAUCUUCAGAGAUUGAUUCUAGAUGGUUGUACAAGUUUACUUGAGAUGACUUCCUCUAUCCAGAAUCUCAAGAAGCUUGUUAUCCUAAAUUUAAAAAAUUGCAAAAGUCUUGACAGUCUUCCAACUAGCCUUCAUUCAAAAGCUCUAAGAGAUGUUAUUUUCUCUGGUUGCUCAAAUCUCAAGACUGCUCCAACUAUCUCAUGCAAUGUGGAAAGCUUAUAUCUGGAUGGAACUGCUAUAAAAGAAUUACCCGUAAUCCAACAUCCAUCAAGACUAGAGAUAUUAGAUCUUGAAAAUUGUUUAAGGCUUGAAAGUCUUCCAAACAACAUUUGUAAGUUGAAAUCUCUUAAAUAUCUUACUCUUUCUUGUUGCUCAAAGCUUGAAAAAUUACCUGAUGAAAUAGGAAGUUUAGAAGCUCUGUCAGAACUCAAAGCUGUGGAAACUGCCAUAAUAAAAUUACCAUCAUCCAUUGUGCAUUUGAACAAACUUCUUGGAUUGUACUUAUGGGGAUGUAAGGGUCAAGAGUUGGUGGGUUUGGAAUUGCCUCCUUUGUUAGGUAUGCGUUCUCUAAGAAUUCUAGAUCUAACUGAUUGCCAAAUCACAAAGUUACCUGACAAUUUGUAUUGGCUAUCCUCUUUGGAAGAGUUAUAUCUAGCCAGAAACAAUUUUGAGAGCAUACCAGAGAGCAUCAUAGACCUUUCUAAUCUGUCAUUUCUGGAGUUAAGCUUCUGCGAAACGCUUCAAUCUUUACCUGAGCUUCCAAGGGUUCUAGAUAUGCAAGUACAUAGCUGCCCCUCAUUAGAACUAUUACCAGAUUUAUCAUUUUUGUUCUCACCUUUAUCGAGUGAACAGAAAGUUAACCUUGCCAAUUGUUUCAAAUUGGAUUUGAAGGCGCUCGGAGAAAAUGUGAAAGAUGCUCUAGCAAAAAUUCAUUUCAAGGAAUUUUAUCAAGCCGUCAGAGCGACUAUUUGUUUCCCUGGAAAUGACAUUCCAGAGUGGUUCAACUUUCAAAGCACAAGAUCUUCUAUAACUCUCGAGCUGCCACCAGGUUGGAUCAGUGAAAACUUUCUUGGAUUUGCUAUGUGUGUUGUAUUAUCAUUUCCAGACCAUCACAUUGUUGGCAAGGAUUUCUAUGUUCGUUGUGAGUGCAAGACCAAAACAAAAGAUGGAGAGUUGAAAACCAUCUUUGGUCAUUUGUAUGCUUGGGACAUGUUUUAUGGUGGAUCGCCUGACUAUGUCAAAUCAGAUCAUGUAUUCCUUACUUGGGAGCCACGGGAUGUAUGGAAAGCGAUAGAUGACUGCUAUGUUGAGUUGCAUGACAUUGAUAAAGCAACCUUUGAAUUCCUUGUUGAGGAUUUUGAAUGUGAGGUGAAAAAAUGUGGCAUGCAUUUAUUGUAUGCCCAAGAUUUUGGGGAAUCAAGUGGAACCGAAAGUUUUAACUUUGAUACUGAAGAGGAAGAUGCCCCACCGCCCUCCAAGAGGUUGAAAGUCUACAACUAAAAAUAAAUUAUGCACAAGAGCAAGCCCAAUGAUGUCUUUAAUUAUAUCUCAUUGUAUCAUAAUUACGUCUUACUAUAAAGAAUAAUUUGAUAUUUAUUUCUUGAAAUUUGAUUGAAUUGACGAGGAAAAGUGUUCCUUUCCAUAAUCUUGUGAUAUG